GUGGUGAAUUGAUAAAAUUUUGAUGUGAUUAAAAAAAUUAAAAAAUAUUAUUAUAGAAAAUGAUAUAUAAGUACUAUAACUUUUUGAGAUUUUAACAUUCAUGGUUAUAAUACGUUGGAUGUUCAAUUGUUCUACUAUUUUUGUGCAAUAUUGUUAAAUCUAGAUGUGAUGUGAUGAACUUCUUGUCCUUAAUUAUAUAUUAUAAUCUUAUAGUCAAAGGUGAUACACAAAUUAAUUGGUUUCCCAUUAAAAAUUUGAAGGAGUUCACUUUCGUUGUUCUUAUUACUACUCAUAUAAAUUGACUUCUUCAACGACUUUUAUAGCCAUAGGUGAUAUAAAAUGGGCUUCAUUGUUAUUCUAAUUUGUAUAUCUCUCUUUGAGUGAGUUAGAUAUUGUUCAGAAGAUGAAGCUGUUACCUUCAGUUUUGGUUUUUGCGAUCUCUGCUAUUUGUCUUUCGAGAAUGAUAGUUGUGAUCCAAGCUCAAGCCCAGGCUACAACAGAUCCUGCUGAAGUGACAGCUUUAAAUGCAAUUUUCCAGAAAUGGAGAAUAUCUGCACCACCUCAAUGGAAUAUAAGCGGUGAACCAUGCAGUGGAGUGGCCAUUGAUGCUACUUCAUUGGAUGAUGACCAAUUUAAUAUAAUUAUCAAGUGUGAUUGUUCAUAUCAAAAGGGAUCUACAUGCCACAUAACCCAACUGAAAGUCUUUUCAGUGGAUGUUACUGGUGAGAUCCCGAAAGAGCUCUGGACUUUGACAUACCUCUUCAACCUGAAUUUGAACCAAAAUUACUUGACAGGUUCGGUUUCUUCUUCCAUUGGCAAUCUAAGUCGCAUGCAAUACCUGGGAUUAGCAGCUAACGCUUUAUCAGGAGAGCUUCCAAAGGAAUUAGGAAAACUCACUGAUUUAAGAUCGUUGUCUUUAUUGGGAAACAACUUUUCUGGAUCACUUCCACUUGAGUUAGGGAAUCUAGUGAAAUUAGAACAACUUUAUAUUUCCAGCUCUGGAAUUAGUGGGGAAAUUCCCAUGACAUUUGCUAAUCUUAUAAAUCUCAAGAUAGUGUGGGCAACUGAUAUCAAACUCAAUGGCAAGAUACCUAGUUUUAUUGGGAAUUGGUCUAAGCUUAAUACUCUAAGAUUUCAAGGGAAUUCUUUUGAAGGUCCAAUACCAUUAUCAUUUUCCAACUUGACAAAUCUAGUGGAAUUGAAGAUAAGUGAAUUAUCUUUGCAGAGCUUUUCAUGGGAUUUUAUGCAAAAUUUGAAGUCAUUAACAAUUUUUGUGUUAAGGAACAAUAAUAUUUCUGACACAAUUCCAACCAAUCUUGGUGAAUUUAGAAAUUUAACCCAAUUGGAUUUAAGCUUCAACAACCUAAUUGGACAGAUUCCAAACACACUUUUCAAUUUGAAUUCACUUUCUUAUUUGUUUCUUGGUAAUAACAAACUAAAUGGUUCAAUACCUUCCAAAAAGAAUGCACUCUUACUCAACAUGGACUUAUCAUAUAACAACUUAAGCGGGAGUCUCCCUUCUUGGGUCACUGAACAAAAUUUGCAAAUUAAUUUAGUUGGCAACAACUUUCAAGCAAAGGAUAUAGAGAACAGUGUUAUUCCUUCAGGACUUAGAUGCCUUCAGCGUAACUUUCCUUGCAAUCGUGGCACCGGAGUUUAUUACAAUUUUUCAAUCAACUGUGGUGGUCCUGAAAUUUUAUAUUCAAAUGGAGUUGUCUAUGAAAGUGAUAAUGAGAAACUUGGUCCAGCUACAUAUUUUGUGACAAAAACGCAGAGGUGGGCAGUUAGUAAUGUGGGGUACUUUACUGGAAGUAGCGGUUUGAGUAUGUAUACAAGUUAUGUUCCAAAUAAAUUCGUUGGCACUUUAGAUUCCAACAUGUUCCAAACAGCACGACUAUCUGCUUCAUCAUUGAGAUACUAUGGCCUGGGACUUGAAAAUGGUAAUUACAAUGUGACGCUUCAGUUUGCUGAAAGUAAGAUUCUGGAUUCUUCCUCAUGGAAAAGCACUGGGAGGCGAAUCUUUGAUGUUUACAUCCAGGGGAAUCUUGUUUUAAAGGAUUUUGAUAUACAAAAGGAAGCUGGUAAGGUUUCUUUCAAAGCUGUCCCAAUGGAAUUUAAAGCUCAAGUAGUGGAAAACUACCUUGAGAUCCACCUUUUUUGGGCUGGAAAAGGGACUUGUUGUAUACCUGAUGAAUACACUUAUGGACCAUUAAUUUCAGCCAUCAGUGCAACCCCAGAUUUCACUCCCUCGGUUAGUAACAAGCUUCCAACCGAUAACAAGAAAAAUACUCAUGUGAUAAUCGGAGUACCUAUAGGGAUUGGAGUUUUAAGCGUUAUUCUUUCUAUUUUUGUGGCUUGUUUCAUUAUUCGAGGAAGACAACAUCAUGCUAAGAAAAAUGAAGAGUUGUUAUGUAUAGAAGCUAGACCAUACACUUUCAGUUACUCUGAGUUGAAGAAUGCCACAAAUGACUUUGAUUCUACUAAUAAGAUUGGAGAAGGUGGAUUUGGACCUGUUUAUAAGGGAACACUUACUGAUGGAAGGGUUGUGGCUAUUAAGCAACUAUCUAAAUGUUCUCGCCAAGGAAACUCAGAGUUCAUAACUGAGAUUGCUACUAUUUCAGCAGUGCAACAUCGUAACCUCAUUAAGUUACAUGGAUGUUGUAUUGAGAAUGAUGAACGACUUCUUGUUUAUGAGUAUUUAGAAAAUGGAAGUCUUAAUCAACUAUUAUUUGGAAAAAUAAGUUCACUUCUAAAUUGGCCAACACGAUUUGGUAUUUGUAAGGGAAUUGCACAAGGCCUAGCUUAUCUCCAUGAAGAAUCAGAACUACGUAUAAUACAUCGUGAUGUGAAGACUAGUAAUAUUCUUCUAAACCAUCAAUUUGUCCCAAAGAUAUCAGAUUUUGGUUUAGCUAAGUUAUUUGAUCAGGAAAAAACCCACUUAAGUACUAAGCUUGCUGGGACAAUGGGAUAUUUGGCACCAGAAUAUGCUUGGCGUGGACACCUCACAGAGAAAGCAGAUGUAUUUUCUUUUGGUAUUGUAGCUCUAGAGAUUGUCAGUGGAAAGUCAAAUCUGAAUUCUAUCUUUGACAACGAAGAAAAAAAGAUGUUUCUUCUAGAAUGGGCUUGGAACCUCUACAUAAACAAUAAUGAAAUUGAAAUGGUGGAUUCUAGAUUGCAAGAGUUUGAUGAAAUAGAAGUGAAACGUGUUGUUGGAAUUUCUUUAUUGUGCAUACAAGCCUCACCUUUUAUACGACCAUCCAUGUCCCGCAUAGUAGCAAUGCUUUCAGGUGAUGUUGAAGUGACUCGUCUAACAAUGAUGCCUGAGUACUUGACUUAUGUAAACUUUGAUGAGGGAACUAACUCGAUGAAUACAAUAAAUGGAUCAUAUGUGAGUCACCACACUUCAACAAACACUAGCAUUAAGGAAGCUGUGAAUUAUUAAACGUUGGGUUUUUUCAACUUUUAGAGUUUAGGGUUUUGCUUCUUUCUUCUAUAUUUUGUGUGAUUUCUGUGUUUAGUCCUACAACCUAAUGGAUGUGCUUGAUGCGCAUUAAGGUAUAGGACAAGUAGAACAUCAAACAACAAAUGUUUGAGUUAUUGGACAACUUUUUUAUUUUGUACAUUGUUUGGUGAAUAAUGGACAACACAAAUAAAAUAAUAAUAAAUUAUUUACAAAUUAUUUUUUUA
Molecule: messenger RNA, 3687 nt
Organism: Cajanus cajan (pigeon pea)
Lineage: Eukaryota; Viridiplantae; Streptophyta; Magnoliopsida; Fabales; Fabaceae
Source: RefSeq, a predicted model, not a curated record